Messenger RNA from Ylistrum balloti, 2085 nucleotides. RefSeq lists its product as uncharacterized. The transcript is spliced from 5 exons. Bases 1 to 2085 code for a protein of 694 amino acids. Lineage: Eukaryota; Metazoa; Mollusca; Bivalvia; Pectinida; Pectinidae. The record is from RefSeq and is a predicted model, not a curated record. Gene Ontology annotation, molecular function: oxidoreductase activity.
AUGGCACUUCUAGUCAAGGUAGUCCUGCUUGUGGCAGUGCCAGGUUUUCACGCUGACGUCCAAACCAUUCCAUAUCCACCUCUGCUGGAAAAGUUAUACAAAUCCUUUGGCAAAUCUGAUGCCUCGAAUAGAAUAGGAGAAAGCAUUGGAUGUUAUAGUAUCUCAACGUUUGCAUUUAAGAAUAACCAAGUGAUCAAUCCAUAUGUACCACCUGACGCUGCUCGUGAAUAUGUACAACGAGUAUCCCAAAAUCCCGCCAAAAGAAGGCAGAAACGGGGUACAUUUUUACCACCCGGACAAUAUCGGUUACGUAAAGAAUACCGAAUGAUGAGCACAACAGAAAGAAAUGUUUUCCAAACUUGUUUGCAGGAACUGAAAGAAAGAUACAUUGGGGAUAUGUCCAUCUAUGACACGAUUGCUGCUAUACACAAAGAGGACAUCGACGUUCACAAUGGAGUGAACUUCCUUCCAUGGCACAGGGUCUAUCUUUGGACAUUAGAAAACGCCCUGAGAGAUUUAGGCGGUAAUUGUAGCCAGGUAACUUUGCCGUAUUGGGACUGUACUGCAGAAUACUAUGCAAAUACACUUGUCCCUAAUUCCGCAGCACAGUCAAUUAUUUUCUCAGAAAGAUUUGCAGGAUUGGGCAAUGGAGCUGUAACAGAUGGUCCUUUUCGAAAUUGGAAUCUUUCGAGACAGGUGUCUGAAAGUUGGGAGUUGUUCGGCCGAGACACUAUCGAAUGGUUAAAGACGAUAGGGACAAAUGAUUUGAUAACCUCUCCUGGUACAUAUUACUCAAUAGAGUUUUAUCACAAUAUGAUACAUAGGUUUGUCGGGGGUUAUUUGAGUUCAAUCACCAAUGCCCCGCGAGAUCCUUUAUUUUUUAUGUUACAUUGCUUUGUUGAUGCUAUUUGGGAGGAAAUAAGACAAGCAAUGAUAUUACGAGGUCUUGACCCGACCGUGUAUCCAAACGUUACUAAUGAAGGCCACAAAGGCCCACAACCAAUGGACGUGUUUACUGGAUGGACAAAUGAGGAGGGAUUUUCGAAUCUAUGGUAUGAAAGACACGUGCGAUACCAGCCAUCUUUUAGCUGUCGGCCAGAAGGCGGUGAUACUUGUAAGAACACUGAAGGUGUGGAAUGCAUAUGGAAUGAAUAUUCAAUGCAACAAGAAUGCACGGCGUUUCGUGAAUCAGCGACUGAAAGUUCAGAACCACAAACCGUAACCACUACCCCACAUCCUCCAACUACGACCCUCCCGUGGUGGUUUUGGUUUUGGAAGAAAAGGAAAAGGCGUGCAGCAACUAGUCACAAUAUCAACGAUUAUGGGUCUUCACAUACUACUAUAGCCGAGAAAGAUAAGGUCCAUGUAUGUGAUAGUCACACCUGUCCGUCAGCGCCAACGUCUAUGCAAAAUACAUAUACAAUUAAUGGCGUCACUGACUCCGCUUUGUGGGUUUACCUUCCUGUAAAAGUAAUAUUUAUAAGACCACCAGGGCUAAAAUUUCACACGUUCCCUUGCUAUAGUGAUGGGAAAGUCGCGGCCUUCAAUUUUACGCAGGACAUAUUUGAUCCUGCUUUUAAUGUGGAUUUAAAACGGCAUUUGCAUACUGGUAAAGGUCGUCCAUACGAUUACUGCCGGAUCAAUGACGCAGGUUCUGCCAAAAUCUAUAUCAGAUCUGAUGGCAUAAACUACGAUGGUAACUCAAUGGAAUAUGCUAGUCUAGACGAACGAUAUCCGAUCAGUUCUCAGAAAGCAUUCAUCGCGAUUAAGGAUCCAACUUUCAAUGUUACCGAGGUGUGUCUGAUGGCUUACGAUUCGUGUGGCAGGCUUUGUCUACCCACAUGUCGCCGAAAAGGAUCAGCUGUAUACCAACCCUGUACCGGAUGUAUUCGAGUCAACAACAAACAUCCUAAAAUGUAUGGUCGAACGGUUGCCGAUAUAGUGGCUGACCAAUGGACGUUCAACAGCAUCGAUGACUACGAAUUCCUUGACCCGACUGAGUCGGCUGAAAAUAUUUACCUUAAGUUUGUCUGUGACGCCUCCUCGAAAUUUCCAUGGCAACGACAGAAACCUGGUGUCUACUAA